Molecule: messenger RNA, 1041 nt
Organism: Microdochium trichocladiopsis
Lineage: Eukaryota; Fungi; Ascomycota; Sordariomycetes; Xylariales; Microdochiaceae
Exons: 4
Coding region: 1-1041 (346 amino acids)
Molecular function (GO): oxidoreductase activity
Source: RefSeq, a predicted model, not a curated record
AUGGAGAAGCUGCGUGCUAAGGAGAAACUGAAUCCCCCGAAGCCUGGCAAGUGUUCGCUGGCCAACGCCCGUCGCCGCAAGGACUGGGAGAAGAUGACCAAGCCUGAGCGGAAGAACUACAUUGACGCCGUCAAGUGCAUGUUCACCAAGCCCAGCACUGUCAGUGCGGAGUGGGCCGCUGGUGCGCGCGUCCGCUACGAUGACUUUGCAGCCAUCCACAUCAACAAGACGCUCGGUAUCCACGGCACCGGCAACUUCCUCACCUGGCACCGGUACCACAACUGGGUCUACGAGAAGGCCCUGCGUGAGGAGUGCGGCUACAAGGGCGCCCACCCGUACUGGAACUGGUUCAAGUACCAGGAUCGCCUGCUCGAGAACCCCCUGUUCGAUGGGAGUGACACGUCCAUGGGUGGCAACGGUGCCUUCUUCCAGCACAACGGCACCCUUGCUGCUGGCCUCGUCUAUGUGCCUUCCGGCACCGGUGGUGGCUGCGUGCAGAGCGGUUUCAUCAAGGACAUCAGCAUCAGCUUGGGCCCUAUCCGCCCGGCCAUGGACGGCAUGUCCACCCCCGUCGCUGGCACCAUGAUCUACAACCCCCGCUGCCUGCGUCGCGACUUGAACAUGUACGCCGCCAAGAAGUGGCACAACUAUGAGAACCUUCUUGACGUCGUCACUGGCCCCCACUCGGGCGACAUCGUCACCUUCCAGGACGAGUUCCAGGGCCGCCCUCCGGAUGGCUUCCUCGGCCUGCACUCUGGUGGCCACCACGUCAUUGGUGGUGACAACAGUGACAACUAUUCGUCCGUCGUCGACCCCAUAUUCCAUUUCCACCACGCCAUGGUCGACUACGUCUACUGGCUCUGGCAGGCCCUCCACCCCGAUCAGGCGCGCCAGGUCGGAGGCACCAUCAAGGCCCGCAGCCCUGCCGAGGGCUACACCCAGCGCACCGACAACCUGGACCUUGGUGAGGUUGCCGCCGACCUUUCCAUUGAUGAGGCCCUCGACACUCUGGAUGGUCCGUUCUGCUACAUCUACGAGUAG